Molecule: messenger RNA, 192 nt
Organism: Penicillium odoratum
Lineage: Eukaryota; Fungi; Ascomycota; Eurotiomycetes; Eurotiales; Aspergillaceae
Exons: 2
Coding region: 1-192 (63 amino acids)
Source: RefSeq, a predicted model, not a curated record
AUGCAGUUCACCACCAUCAUCAUCGCUACCCUGGUCGCCAUUGCCGCCGCCUCUCCUUACCCCGAUGCCUUCGAGAAACGCACUUGCGUUGGCCACUACAAGGUUGCCUGCGAGAAUGGUGGUACCCCUUGCUGUGAUGGAUGGCAGUGCGUUGGUGCUACUGAGUGGAAUGCUGGUGUUUGCAUCCCCUAA